AUGGCUACAAUUACGGAAACGUUGGAUUAUGUACAAGUUCCCGAGACGUCAGAGUCUUUGGAAUGGGCAGAUCUGAUUACAUUAGAUCUUUCCAAGUUUGAUCAGCUUGGAGGAAAACAGGAGCUUGCGGCUGAGUUCACCAAGGCUAUUGAAGAUGUUGGAUUCUUUUAUGUCAAAAAUCAUGGCCUGAGCAGAGAAGAUAUCGAUAGACAAUUUGCUUUAGCGAAAUCAACCUUGUUACUCCCAAACGAGGAAAAGCUCAAAUACCGCGCUGCCCUCGAAGAGGGUGACUACAAUGGCUGGAAGCCAGCUGGGACAAGAAACCUCAUCCCUGGAGUGAAAGACAACUUUGAAAUAUACAAUAUCCCUAAAUUUAUUCCGGAGCAUACUGACAGGAAGCAUCCAGAAAUUGUCAAAAGCCACAUUGACAUCAUCGAGAAAUUCUCAAAGCAUAUCCAUGAUGAGAUCGUGAAAAAGCUUCUCAUUAUCUUUGCUCUUGCGUUGGGACUUGAGGAUGAGGAGUGGUUUGUCAAGAAGCAUCGUUAUGAGAAUUCAAGCGGUGAUCAUCUACGAUACAUGAAAUAUUAUGCUCGAAGCGAGGAGGAGAACCAAAAGCUGGGCGGAGUUUGGUUGAAAGGGCAUUCUGAUAUGGGAAGUCUUACGUUGCUGUUCCGUCAGCCGGUUGCUGCACUCCAAGUACUGACUAAAGAUGGAACUUGGAAGUAUGUCAAGCCGCAGAUGGAUGCUUUGACUGUAAACAUCGCAGAUGCACUUCAUUUCAUGACCAAUGGCUAUCUAAAAUCAAGCAUUCACCGAGUGGUUGCACCGCCGAAGGACCAAGGUCACGUUGACCGACUCGGAGUCCUCUACAUGGUGAGGAUCGAGGACGACGCUGACCUGAUUCCAAUUAAAGAAUCGCCUAUCCUUCAGCAAAAAUCCCUUGUGAAUAAGCCAUUGCUAGGCGAAGACGGAAAUCCUAUCAAAGCUGGCGAAUGGGUCAAGGCAAGAAUCAUCAAAAACUUAGGGGAGUCUACAGGAAAAGAAGGCGAUAAUGAUAUCGGCGAAGUUGAAAUUUUGAAGGGCGUGUCUAUCAAGUAUUUUGAUUAG
Molecule: messenger RNA, 1107 nt
Organism: Penicillium angulare
Lineage: Eukaryota; Fungi; Ascomycota; Eurotiomycetes; Eurotiales; Aspergillaceae
Product: 1-aminocyclopropane-1-carboxylate oxidase
Exons: 4
Coding region: 1-1107 (368 amino acids)
Molecular function (GO): dioxygenase activity
Source: RefSeq, a predicted model, not a curated record